GAGCUAUGCGAAUGGCUGAUUAAUUUCCAAAUGAUCACCCACAAAAUUCCUAACAUGAAAUCAUCUGACACCAGUGUUUGUAUCACGUCUGGUUCUAUGGAAGGUCUUUGCAAGACAUUUGAAAUGUUGGUCAAUGCCGAAGAUGACAUUCUGGUCGAGACUCCUACCUACCCUGGCGUGCUCUCUGCUCUUCGACCUCUGGGUUGCAACAUCAUCUCUUUAGCCACCGAUCAUAAUGGCAUCAUUCCUGAAUCUUUGGAAAAAGUUCUCAGUAAUUAUGAAAAAACUCCAAAAUUUAUCUACACCAUCCCAAAUGGAACGAAUCCAACUGGGGCGUCGACGACAUUGGAAAGAAAGAAAAUAGUCUAUCAGCUGGCAAGGGAAUAUGACCUGUUGAUCCUUGAAGACGAUCCUUACUACUUCCUUCAAUUCAAUAAGGAACGAACUCCAAGUUAUUUGUCUAUGGAUGAGGAUGGCAGAGUCAUUAGAUUUGAUUCCUUUUCAAAAAUUUUAUCGUCCGGCAUACGGUUAGGAUUUGUCACGGGGCCGGCUUUUUUUCUAGAUCGAAUUGUACUGCACCACAUGGUUUCUACACUCCAUGCCUCACCGUUGUCUCAAAUACUUGCAUUGGAACUUUUGAAAAAGUGGGACAUUGACGGGUUAGAGAAACAUGUUUCAAAAGUAGUCGAGUUUUACAGAAAGCAAAAAGACGUGAUGAUUGAAUGUGCAAAGACGCGACUAAAAGGUUUAGCAGAGUGGCAUGAGCCAGUGGCAGGUAUGUUCCUAUGGAUGAGACUACUCGGAAUGAACGACACAAAGAAAAUCGAACAAAAAGCUAAAGAGAAAAAGGUUUUAUUCGUUCCUGGUUGUGCCUUCUAUCCGGAUGAUACUUUGCAAAGUUCCUUUGUCAGAGCAUCAUUCAGUAUGUCCACGCCAAGCGAGAUAGAUGAAGGCUUUAAAAGAUUGGCUGAGCUGAUCAAGGAAGAAAAAAACGAAUGA
This is a messenger RNA of Helobdella robusta, 999 nucleotides long. RefSeq lists its product as hypothetical. Gene Ontology annotation, molecular function: L-kynurenine:2-oxoglutarate transaminase activity; pyridoxal phosphate binding. Lineage: Eukaryota; Metazoa; Annelida; Clitellata; Rhynchobdellida; Glossiphoniidae. The annotation marks the transcript as partial. The record is from RefSeq and is a predicted model, not a curated record. The transcript is spliced from 12 exons. Gene Ontology annotation, biological process: biosynthetic process.